UGAUCCUAGAAUGGGAGAUGCCAUCCGUGCCCUAGGAGAUUCGAUCUCAUUUGGGAGAUUCAUGUCUGAAUCCUUGGCAUGGGAGAAAUGGUCAUCUUUCUCUCAGAACCGCUACUUAGAAGAAGCUGAAAAAUUUUCCAAGCCUGGUUCUGUUGCCCAGAAAAAAGCAUAUUUUGAAGCCCAUUACAAGAGAAUAGCUGCCAAGAAAGCAGCCGAAGCAGAAGCAGCCGCUAAUGAUUUUCCGGAACCAGAAGCUUUAGAUGAGAUUCACAAUACCUCCUCAGAUGAUUUGGACACUGUGAAAGAGAACAGUCACAUGAUAAUUGAUGAAUCAGAGGGACAAGAAGCCCUUAAUACUAAUACAGUUGUGGAUGAGAUCCACAAUAGCUCCUCAGAUGAAUUGGACACUUUGAAAGAGAAUAGCCCCAUGAUUAUUGAUGAACCAGAGGGACAAGAGGAGGCCCCCAAUACUCAGGUAGUUGUUGAUUGUGUGGAAAAGAUUGAAUUGGAAGAGGUAAAAGUAGAGGAAGUAGAGGAAGCAGAACCAGUGACAGUACAAACUGUUAUAGAGGAGAGUCCUCGUGCUCAAACUGAAUUUUCAGACCAGAUUGAAAAUGUUGAAGAAGAGAGGAUGCCCCUUAAGGAGGUUGCUGAUGAGGAGAAGAAUCUGGCUUUGAGGAGUAACAAGAAGCUAACAAAAUCUUCCUCUAAGUCAUUGGCUCAAGGCCGAGCAUCCAAGCUUGGAGCUUCUCCUGCAAAAGUAACAUCCUUGGCUCAUGUCAGAAAAGAAAACAAUGCCAGUCCAAGCACCAAGAAGCCUGCACCAGAUGCUCUGAACAAGAAGAGGUUUACUCCAAAAUCACUUCACAUGUCGAUUAACUUUGCCUCUCUUGCUGGUGAAACCAGCAAAAAGGCGUCUCCUGUUCUUCAAAAGAAUAGAAAUUCAAGAAUUAAUGCAAUUGCUGCCAAAAUAACCGAAGAGAGCUCAACUCCCAGACGAACAACAAUUAGGGCAUCCAUGAGUGGGAUAUCAAAGCAUACUUCAGCAACAACCCCUCAGUCAGAAAAUAGAAGGACCAGAACUCUACUUGAUCAGUCAGUUUCUGGGAACAGAACAGCUGAAGGGAAAUGGCAGUCACUCUUGGCAGACAGGCGACCACAACCUUCAGUUGCAUGCGGAAGCAAAUCAAGGUCUCCUAUUAUAUCUUCUCCGUUUAGAUUCAGGAGUGAAGAAAGAGUAGCAAAACGCAAAGAGUUCUUUCAGAAACUAGAAGAGAAGAAUGCCAAGGAGGCAGAGAAAAUGCAGCCGCAGACAAAAUCUAAGGAAAAACCCGAGACUGAUCUGAAAAAACUGCGCCGCAGUAUUACCUUCAAAGCCAUACCAACUACAGAUUCUUGCCGUGAAACAGAAUCACCCGGUAAUCACAUGAUGAAGGAGAAAGGUGAGAGCAAUCUUAAAAAACUGAGACACAGCAUUACCUUCAAACCAGGUUCUUGUCGUGAAACAGACUCACCUGGUAAUCACAUGAAGAAGGAGAAAGGUGAGAGCGAGCUUAAAAAACUGAGACACAGCAUUUCCUUCAAACCAGGUUCUUGUCGUGAAACAGACUCACCUGGUAAUCACAUGAAGAAGGAGAAAGGUGAGAGCGAGCUUAAAAAACUGAGACACAGCAUUACCUUCAAACCAGGUUCUAGUCAUGAAACAGACUUGCCUGGUAAUCACAUAAAGAAGACACCACCAACACGGCCUCGCUCCCCAAAACUUGGGAGGAAGCCAACUCCCAAUGCAGUCCAGGACACAAACUCCAGGCCUCCUAGAGUGCCUUCAUCCAGAACUGAUAGCUCCAACAAGCCUGCUACAGAAAAGAAUAAACUACUCCUACCAAAGAAUAAUUCACAAGAGAAUGCCUCCCCAAAUAUCCAGCUUUGAGGGUGCUUUCAAGCAUAUGUAUAGAGAACAUAUUGAUUUUCCCUGCUGGUGAAAGUACAAGCACCAUCCUAGAAAUUCCAUAUCUUGGAGACAGAAAAUAACUUUGUGAUUGCAAUUUGUGUUGAUUGCUGCAUUCAACAUUUGCUAGCAGUAAAAUUUUGUAUUGGUAUGUAAGAGUUAUAGCAAAUUAUGUAAAAAGGAAAAUAGAUGGUUCGACAUCGCCAUGCAUCUGGGUUUGUUAAAUGUAUAAUCAGUAUGAGUUUGUGCUGUUUUGAUGCUUAA
Molecule: messenger RNA, 2212 nt
Organism: Vitis riparia (riverbank grape)
Lineage: Eukaryota; Viridiplantae; Streptophyta; Magnoliopsida; Vitales; Vitaceae
Product: protein WVD2-like 4
Exons: 12
Coding region: 11-1930 (639 amino acids)
Source: RefSeq, a predicted model, not a curated record